This is a messenger RNA of Gossypium raimondii (Peruvian cotton), 2631 nucleotides long. RefSeq names its product 65-kDa microtubule-associated protein 4. The record is from RefSeq and is a predicted model, not a curated record. Gene Ontology annotation, cellular component: cytoplasm; spindle. Gene Ontology annotation, molecular function: microtubule binding. The coding region runs from base 244 to 2373 and encodes 709 amino acids. The transcript has 13 exons. Gene Ontology annotation, biological process: microtubule cytoskeleton organization. Lineage: Eukaryota; Viridiplantae; Streptophyta; Magnoliopsida; Malvales; Malvaceae.
UCAGAACGGCUCUUGCCCGCUCACAAUCCCUCGCUCAAAAUUCAAGCGUUACAUUUUCUCUCUUUUGCUAAUUUUACUCCAUUGAUUCCCUGAUAUAAUCUAAUAAUCAAAUUUAAUUUCUUCGAUCGUCUGCAAUUGGAUCUCCGAUCUCCGAUCAUCAAUCAUCCAUUUCGGUACACAGCCACGACAGUUAAUUUCUAAAAAUUUCACGAAGGCUUCUUGCUGCAGAAUAUCGCUGGCUUCAUGUCAAAUCAUUAUAGUGAGCACUUUACGCGCAUGGAAGCAACUUGCGGGUCAUUACUGUGUGAACUACAGGGAUUAUGGAAAGAAGUUGGGGAGACUGAUGGCCAAUGGGAGACGACACUUUUGGAAAUUGAACAAGAAUGCCUCAAGGUUUAUAUGAAAAAAAUACAAGAGGCCAAAGAAUGCAGAACUAAAUUGCAACGAGAUAUUGCCACUGCCAUGGCAGAACUUUCAGAUAUCUUUACUUCUAUGGGAGAGAGCUCGGUGCAGCGUGAUUUGAAGCCUGGUGGGAACUUGAAGGAAGAACUUGAAGCCAUUAUUCCGCUGUUGGAGGAUAUGCGUAGGAAGAAAGUGGAAAGAAUUAAUCAAUUUGUUGGAGUUGUGGAGCAAAUACAAAAGCUAUCUAAUGAUAUUUUGGGGGUUAAAGAACAAAAUGGAAAUAAGGUGUUUGUUGACGAGACCAAUCUGUCUCUAAGAAGACUUGAAGAAUUGCAUAGUGAACUGCAUGAACUUCAACAUGAGAAGAUCAAUCGUUUGAAUCAGGUGCAGGGCCACCUAGAUACUAUAAACUCACUUUGCACAGUUCUUGGUAUGAAUUUCAAACAAACAAUUUGUAGAGUCCACCCUGCCUUGGAUGAUUUGAAUGGUGCAAAAGAUGUAAGUAACAGUACAAUUGCAAGGUUGGCUGCUCAAAUUCAAAGCCUGCAGGAGCUAAAGUUAAAGAGAAUGCAGAAGAUUCAAGAUCUUGCAUCUGCUUUGUUGGAGUUUUGGCAUUUGAUGGAUACGCCAGUGGAGGAACAACAAAUGUUUCUGAACGUUACCUGCAAAAUUACAGCUUCUGAACCUGAAUUUACUGAGCCCGAUUUUCUCUCUGUUGACUCUAUAGAAAAGGUUGAGGAUGAAGUGUCUAGGCUGGAGCAACUCAAAACGAGUAGAAUGAAGGAAAUUGUUCUGAAAAAGAAGGUUGAAUUAGAGGAUAUGUGCAGAAGGACUCACAUGGUGAUGGAAGCACUUAUUUCAACAGAUUAUUCAAUUGAAGCUAUGGAGUCUGGUGCCAUUGAUCCUCUGUACCUGCUGGAACAAUUUGACCUUCAGAUUUCUAAGGUUAGAGAGGAAGCUGUUAGCCGCAAAGAAAUACUUGAGAAGGUGGAAAAGUGGUUGGCUGCAUGCGAAGAAGAGAGCUGGUUGGAAGAGUACAAUAGGGAUGACAACCGUUAUAAUGCUGGAAGAGGAGCGCACCUCAUUCUGAAACAGGCAGAGAAAGCUCGAACUGUAGUUAACAAAAUUCCUGCUCUGGUGGAGGCUUUGGCUUUAAAAACUACAGCUUGGGAGAAAGAAAGAGGAGCUGAGUUCUUGUAUGAUGGAGGACGACUUCUUACUAUACUCGAGGACUACAGCAGCCUAAGGCAAGAAAAAGAAACACAGAGGCAGAGGCAGCGAAACCAGAAGAAACUUCACGGCCAGCUGAUAGCAGAGCAAGAAGCACUUUAUGGUUCAAAACCCAGCCCAACCAUGACCGCAAAAAAGGCUAGUAGAACUCCAACAACCGCCGCCAGUAAUAGGAAACUGUCCUUUGGUGGAGCAAUGCUUCAGCAAGUAAAGCCUGAGAAACCUACUAGCCGUUUCCACCCCAAUAAGAAAGCAGACUCUUCGAAUGAAAACAGCUUCGCAAAUCACCACCGGUCUAGCGGCUUUACAAGUCACUCAGGUAGGAGAAGCUCGGAGGUCUCUGGUCGUGUAGUAAAAAAGCAACCCCUAAGUGCAGCAAAGAUGCGUGAGAUGGAGUCACCAGCAGCUCGAAAACCUCUUUCUUCAGUUUCUAACGUUGUGAAUCCCAUAGUAGAGCAGGAAAAAGUGCAGAAGGGACAAAGGUUAAGUCCUGGUUGUAAGACACCAAUGGCCAAAGCUUCCAAGCCAACUGUGAAUGGUGAAGAUCAAAACAGAACCCCUAAAGCAAUGCCAAACCCAGUGCCGACAACUCCUUCAACCGUAUCAGCUCCUAUGCUUAUGGCAAUAACACCAGCUACUCCAGCAACCUUGGGUGCUUAUAAGUUUGAAAAGAUACUGGAUCAAGUCCAACAAAUUGAAUACUCUUUUGAAGAGGUCAGGGCUGGGUUUUUUAUGUCUUAAAGCACCCCUGUCCACCAUAUUGGUUUAUUCCUUCCUAACUAGUCUCUUUGAGUUUCUUUAUACAGUAAAAAGAAAAACAGAGUGGUUACAAAGUCAAAUUGGGUUGGCUUUUUUGUUUUUCAGUGUGAUUGUAACUUGUAACUAAGUCUAUGAAUAUCCGAGUACGGACUUUGUGUCAAAAUACAGUUGACUGAAAGAGUGUUGAAUUUUUUAAUCAUGCUUAUAAACUAAGAUUGAUGGUGCUUGCAAUUCGGUAAA